This is a messenger RNA of Lotus japonicus, 1155 nucleotides long. RefSeq names its product ACT domain-containing protein ACR12. Gene Ontology annotation, cellular component: chloroplast thylakoid membrane; chloroplast stroma. The record is from RefSeq and is a predicted model, not a curated record. Lineage: Eukaryota; Viridiplantae; Streptophyta; Magnoliopsida; Fabales; Fabaceae. The coding region runs from base 93 to 941 and encodes 282 amino acids. The transcript has 10 exons.
CACUCUCUCUGUUUCUUUCUUUCUUUCUUUCUUUCAGACUCAGUCAUCGAUCGAAACUGUGAACAGGUCACCAACUUCAACUUCUUCUUCCCAUGGCUUUCACCAAUGCCUUCAUCGCUCCUUCAUUCGCCGUCCACGCCGGCAGUAGGGUUUCCGAUCCGCUCUCCAUUCCUCUUCCCUCUGACGCCUUCUUCCGCUCCCGACCUUCCCUCUCCAGAAACAAGAAUAUUCUAAAUGCUUCAGCUUAUGACUUGAAUGCAGUUGGUUCAGCUUCACUGGUCAGUAAGUUCAAUAGGGAUCAUGAAAGUGUACCCAUGCCAAUGGUUUUGAUAGAUCAAGACUCGGAUUCUGAAGCAACGAUUGUGCAGCUUAGCUUUGGUGAUCGUCUUGGAGCUCUUAUUGACACGAUGAAAGCACUAAAAGAUUUGGGAUUGGAUGUAUCAAAGGGAACUGUCUCCACAGAGGGAUCGGUGAAGCAAACCAAAUUUUUUAUUACACAAUCAAAUACUGGGCGCAAAGUUGAAGAUCCUGAUAUGUUAGAGAGAAUUCGACUUACCAUUAUUAGCAAUCUGUUGAAGUAUCAUCCUGAAUCCAGUGAACAAUUAGCUAUGGGUGAAGUGUUUGGCAUAAAGGCUCCAGUGAAGAAGCUUGAUCUUGAUUUUGCAACUCGUAUUCAAGUUAAGGAAGAUGGGCCUAAGAGGAGCUUGUUGUACAUAGAGACGGCAGAUAGGCCGGGACUGCUAGUUGAAAUCAUCAAAGUCAUUGCAGAUGUGAACAUUGAUGUUGAAUCGGCUGAGAUUGAUACAGAAGGUUUGAUUGCUAAGGAUAAAUUUCAUGUCAGUUAUGGUGGAGCUGCAUUAAACAGUUCAAUGUCUCAGGUUUUGGUGAACUGUCUGCGUUACUACCUCCGGACACCAGAGACAGAUAUUGAUAGUUACUGAGGAAUCAACCACCUUGUAAAAUAAGCCAAUUUUACGGUUCUUGUACCCAAUCGCAAGGGUGAGCUCAAGAUCACCUUCGAGGCAUACAUAUUAUGGAAUGAUAGAUGUUGCCUGUGAAAUCAAUGAAUGAAAUACCUGUAACUGUUCCGUUAAACUUAAAUCUGAUGUGAACGUGAAAAGAUUGGAACAUUUUAAUUUGCCUCAUUUUCUCCAA